CGGAAGUCGCGUCCAUGUUUCUUCUGCCUUGACGCGGGGAAGUUGCGGGUCGCUCGGUAACAGCUGAUCGACAUGAACCGAUCAAAAUAAAACGAUUACAAUCUACCGCUGCUGCUGACGUCAUCAUGGCUCUGAAGGCUCAGGUUCUUUACGACUUCUCAGCUGAACCAGGAAACAACGAGCUGUCGAUCAGAGAGGGAGAGACAGUGACUGUGCUCGACCAGACGGUGGGCGGGGGAUGGGUCCAGGUCCAGAAUGCCGUUGGUCAGAACGGACUCGUUCCAGAAGGAUAUUUACAGGUUGGAAUCGGAGGCGGAGCUUCUGUCAGUGACACUCCAGAUGGGCGGGACCGUCUGGGAGCUGUCGAAGACGAUGACGACUGGGACGACGACUGGGACGACCAAUCAGAGGCCGGUUACCAUGGUAAUGAUCAGGUGGAUGGAGAGGGCGGAGCUUCAGGACAGGGGACCCAGGGACCGUCAGUGAAAAUCUCCCUCAACAAGUUCCCGUUCUCCAAAGGUCCAAGUCCAGAAGUCUUCCUGUUGGCCAAACCUCCGGCGAACAGCAGAGACCGACUUCCUGUCUACGUGGGAGAGGUGGGUCCAGUCUGGUUCUACCCGUCGUCCCCUCUGGAUUGUGUGAUCGCUGAUCCAAAGAAAGAAUCCAAACUGUACGGACUGAAGAGCUUCAUCGAGUACCAGGUCACAGCCAGUACGACCAACAGACCUGUCAAUCAUCGUUACAAACAUUUUGAUUGGCUGUACGAGCGUCUUCUGGAGAAGUUUGGCUCCGCGCUGCCGAUCCCCUCGCUGCCGGACAAACAGGUGACAGGCAGGUUCGAUGACGACUUCAUCAGGAGGAGGAUGGAGCGUCUUCAGGCCUGGAUGAGUCGGAUGUGUCGUCAUCCCGUCGUCUCUCAGAGCGACGUCUUCCAGCUCUUCCUCACCUACAGAGAUGAGAGGGAGUGGAAGGCCGGGAAGAGGAAGGCGGAGAAAGACGAGACGGUCGGACCAAUGAUCUUCAGCCUUAUCGAACCUGAGGCAGCAGAACUGGACCCGACUGAGGUUGAACAGAGGUGUGAACAUUACAGUCGGUUCACAAAGUCGAUGGACGAUGUCGUCAGAGAGCUGCUGAACGUCGGAACCACCCACUGGAAACGCUGCACCGGACCGCUGCCUAAAGAGUACGAGCGAAUCGGUCGAGCCUUCACAAACCUGUCGACUGUUUUCAUCAGCAGCAAAUAUCCAGGAGAAGAGACAUUGACUGACGCUCUGACGGCUGCUGGAAAAACGUACGAGGAGAUCGCUCUCAUCGUCGCUGAGCAGCCUCAGAAGGAUCUUCUCUUCCUGUUGGAGACAAACAGCGAGUACAAAGGUUUACUGGGAUGUUUCCCAGAAAUCAUCACUGUACACAAGUCUGCAGUGGACAAAGUCAAAGACGUUGAUCGUCUCAUUUCUUCAGGAAAAAUCAACACGAGCGACAAAAAGUUACUGAACCAACGAAUCAGUCACAUGAGCUACUCACUGCAGGCUGAGAUGAAUCAUUUCCAUAGCAACCGUAUCUAUGACUACAACAGAGUGAUGCGUCUUUACCUGGAACAACAGGUGACCUUCUACCAGCAGAUUGCUGAUAAGCUGCGAGCGGCUCUGAGCCAGUUCACCACUCUGUGAGGACGAUGAUGUCACAAUGAUGUCACAGCCCCAGCACGUCGUCAUGGCUACAUGCUUAACAAAAUAAACAGAGUGUGUGUGUUUACUGUAACAGACGAAGUUUUGGUCUCUGAUUGAUCUGUCAUCAUUAUUGUCUCUUUGUAUUUUCAAUAAACCUUAUUUUAAUGAUC
Messenger RNA from Scophthalmus maximus (turbot), 1840 nucleotides. Its product is annotated as sorting nexin-9. Lineage: Eukaryota; Metazoa; Chordata; Actinopteri; Pleuronectiformes; Scophthalmidae. Bases 126 to 1670 code for a protein of 514 amino acids. Gene Ontology annotation, cellular component: plasma membrane; cytoplasmic vesicle. Gene Ontology annotation, molecular function: protein binding; phosphatidylinositol binding. The transcript is spliced from 17 exons. The record is from RefSeq and is a predicted model, not a curated record. Gene Ontology annotation, biological process: cleavage furrow formation; plasma membrane tubulation; endocytosis.